GGAGAACACCGCUCCUCAGACACGCGAAGAAAUGUUGGCCGCUCUGAAGAAACAGAUUGAAUAUUACUUCUCUAAAGAAAAUCUAUCGAAAGACUCUUAUCUCCUUUCCCUCAUGGAUGAUUCCGGCUAUGUUCCUUUAAAGACAAUUUCGCGUUUUCACAAGGUCCUUUCUCUUAGCAGCAAUAUUGACGAUAUUAUGGAAGCCCUAAAGAGCUCUGAGAACGUCGUGGUGGACGAAGUUAGCAAACAAAUCAAGCCUGCGAUUACUUUUGAACGUAAAACAGUCAUUCUGCGUGACGUCCCGGCCGAGGUUACCGAGGAAGAGGUCCGCGCCUUGUUCGACGGAAUGGGCGUUGUCGAAAGUGCCACUAAAGAGUUUGAAGGCACGUGGUUCGUCGUGAUGGAGUCGGAGGCGGCCGCCGUCGCGGCGCUGGAGCUGCUUCGCCAGCGUUCUCUCCACGACCAGCCCGUGAAAGCUCGUCUGAAGAACGAGUCGUACCUGAAGAACCUCGUGAAGAUGCUGACGACCUCCGAGGACGGCAUUCCCGCCGAAUAUCUCCCGGUGGGCCAGUCGUACUUCAUGAACUUCGGCGGCCAGCCCCUUCUGGACUUCCAGCAGAGCCAAAUGUUCGGCCAGAACUUCGCGGUCCAGGCGCCGGCGACCGGCGUGCCCGCCGAGAAGCGCGGCCGGAAGGGCCGGAAGGAGUUCAAGCAUCGCGAGCAUCGUCCGCGAGCCGUUUCGAAGCCGAAAGUGGUGCCUGCGCUGCAGAGCGCGGAGAUUUUCCCGCCGCUGGUGCCGACGACCGCUCCGGUGGUGGGGUCGAUCGACGUGAAGUACUCGUACAAGGAGAUCUGCGACAUCGUGAAGGGCGUGAAGGAUCUGUCGUGCCCGCCGAUCGCGUCGGCAGGCGUGGAGUCGGCGCUGGUGGAGACGGCCAACCAGGAGCUGGUGCAGAAGGGACGAACGUUCAGUAUCGACCAGGCGCUGCAGCGAGGAUGUCCGCGAACGAUGUCGGUGGACAGCAUCGACUACACGUCCAUGCUGCAGGGAGAGAUGGACGAGGCGGUCGCGGAGUCGGCUCGCAAGGCGCGGCGCGAGAAGAAGCGCGCGAUGAAGAUGGGCGAGCGAGGCGAGGCGCAUGCUCGCAGCUACCGCAACAUUCUUAAGAAUUCCCCGCCCGUGGGUGAGGCGGUCGCUCCUUCGACGAAGCCUGCCGCUGUGCAGACGGUGAGUGGAGCCAAUGCGGCUAAUGCGGCUAAUGCGGCUAAUGCGACUAAUGCUGCCAGCACUACCACUGGUACCAAUGCUACCACUGGUGCCAAUGCUACCACUGGUGCCAAUGCUGUGAGUCCUGCAAGUGGCACGAACGGAGCGGAGGGAAAGAAGGAAGGGAAGCAGCAUACAAAGAAGUCGCAGAAAAAGGCGGCAGAAAAGAAGGCAGCGGAGAAGAAAGCAGCGGAGAAGGUGAAGAAUGAGGAGGACGGAUGGAAGACGAUUACGGAGAAGAAGCAUUAGAGACACUCAUUGUUUAUUCUUUUAAUGUGUGGAAGAGUU
Blastocystis hominis is the source of this 1555-nucleotide messenger RNA. RefSeq lists its product as hypothetical. Gene Ontology annotation, biological process: positive regulation of translation. Gene Ontology annotation, cellular component: cytosol; cytoplasmic stress granule. Gene Ontology annotation, molecular function: mRNA 3'-UTR binding. NCBI's taxonomy places the organism in Eukaryota, Bigyra, Opalinata, Blastocystidae. The record is from RefSeq and is a predicted model, not a curated record. The transcript has 4 exons. Bases 32 to 1516 code for a protein of 494 amino acids.